Molecule: messenger RNA, 1305 nt
Organism: Pomacea canaliculata
Lineage: Eukaryota; Metazoa; Mollusca; Gastropoda; Architaenioglossa; Ampullariidae
Product: bypass of stop codon protein 1-like
Exons: 3
Coding region: 262-819 (185 amino acids)
Source: RefSeq, a predicted model, not a curated record
GUCAUUAUCGCAGCUUCUUGUUUGGCAGGAUGUGAUGUAGCCUGCACGUGUUAAAGGUCAAAUCUUCUGUCAAAAUGUCAACUACACCUGAUGAUUCUAAGAUGGGCAAGCUUGUAUUCUGUGUCUUCAUAUUCUUCAUUAGUCAGACAGUAUAUUGUCGUGAACCUCGAGGAUGGGAACACAGAGCGGACAGAAGUAUUGUAAUCGAACGGCUUUCCACGGGCUGAUUACACUCUCGGUAUCUCCGCCACCCGCAUCGACAUGUACGUCAUCUAUCAGCAGCUCGCCACCUGCGCCCACAAACGCUACAUCAGCAAAAAGCAGUUCCUCAUUAUCUACAAGCAGUACGGUCCUAACGAGCACCAGCCAAACAACCACAAGUUCCAACAGACAAAUAGUAAAUCACCAACAACACAAACAGUAAGCUCCCCAGCAGCCACAUCGACAACCAUCAGUACAUCAUCGAUAACGACCAGUGAACCAGCAACAAUCUCAACUGAAGGCAAUGUCACCUCUAACGAAACAUACACAACAGUCAGCGAGGUCACAUUUACCAGUGAAUUAUUGACAUCCAUCGAAAUGUCAUCAGCAUCCACCAACAAACUGUUCACUGUCUCCGAUGAAUCGUUACCAACAACUGCCUCGCUAGAACCUUCCAACAGUAAUGACCUCUCGACCAUGACUACAAGUUCGCCCACUGUCAUCACUAAAACAUCUACCAUUCUCACAUCACUGACUACGGCUCACCAAUCAACAGGAUCCACGUCUUCACGUGACUCGGGGGUGGAGUUACGCCAGGGGUCAUCGGUGGGAGUGUGAUGGGAGUUGCUGCUCUUGUUUUCCUUGUUGGUUUUGUCUUCGUCAUCUACAAGAAACGACGGGGUCCAGUCGCAUUCCUGGCGGUCAGUACUGACACAGACGAUUUACAAGAACUCAUGGAGACGUAGCUGUUACACACGCUGUUGAACAUGUGUGUGAUAAUGAAAUAAAAUGCUACACAUAAAUGUAUUCCUCGACCCCUGUUGUUCUUUAGGAAAAAUUUGUUAUAUCGGGACAUUUUGAACGUUUCUGAAAUGAUGGUUAAGGAAGAAAUGUGAAUGCUUGUUCACAUUUUUGUUUCGAUGCAAUUGAUCAUGUCUAAUUAUGAUCUACUCGCUCUUCUAAUCAGCAUCAAAUAUAAAACUCUGAUAAUACUAGCGAUGUUCGAGGAUACAUUUCUGUGUUCACGUGCACAUUUAUAGCUUUGAAAACAUUGAACGAGACGAAGAAGCAGACACAGAGAUUAAGGUUGACAGUAUAACAAAA